Molecule: messenger RNA, 399 nt
Organism: Letharia columbiana
Lineage: Eukaryota; Fungi; Ascomycota; Lecanoromycetes; Lecanorales; Parmeliaceae
Exons: 1
Coding region: 1-399 (132 amino acids)
Source: RefSeq, a predicted model, not a curated record
AUGGCUGCGUUGGACUGGGGAAAAACCGCGCGUCCUCAUACCUCUGCUCUCCUUUUAGCCAGCUACUCGUCCAAGCAUGCUAACCUUACCACCCAAUCCGCCCACGACACCCGCCUCAUUGGUCCGAACAGGCUACCUCACACCCCAUUCAUUCCCGCCAUGCGUGAAAUCAGCGCGCCGCACUUGUUCGGAAUAGUCAUUGACGGUUUGAAUCAGAACGAGCAGGAACCGAUUUCCACUUUGGCUCAACGAUUCACGUCGUUCCGGCAUUGCGCUCUACGUCUCGAAGUUGCCCGGUGGCGGGAUGGGGUAUCGAAGUUUCUUUCGUGGGGGGGUUUGGGUGGGGUGGGUGGGGGCUUUGGGACGCUUUGGGUCUGGGUUGAGCUUUUGGCUUGGUGA